Molecule: messenger RNA, 1851 nt
Organism: Chaetomium fimeti
Lineage: Eukaryota; Fungi; Ascomycota; Sordariomycetes; Sordariales; Chaetomiaceae
Exons: 7
Coding region: 1-1851 (616 amino acids)
Molecular function (GO): NADP binding; flavin adenine dinucleotide binding; N,N-dimethylaniline monooxygenase activity
Source: RefSeq, a predicted model, not a curated record
AUGGGCGAAAUCCCAACCGUGAACGGCUACGACGAGGACCUGGACGAGGGGUUCACCAUCAAGGACGCCCCCAUCGAGAAUCUCAGGCCAUUUAGGGUGGUCGUAAUUGGGGCCGGCUUUUCGGGUAUCCUCGCUGCUAUCAGAAUCCCCGAGAGGCUGAGGAAUGUUGAGUUGGUGGUCUAUGAGAAGAAUGAGGCCGUUGGCGGAGUUUGGUGGCUGAACAAAUAUCCUGGAGUUGCCUGUGACAUCCCAUCCCACUCAUACCAAUACUCCUUCGCUCCCAAUCCAAACUGGAGUAAUUUAUAUGCCCCCGGGGCCGAGAUCCAACAAUAUCUCCAAGACGUGGCAGAGAGAUUUGGCGCAACGAGGUUCAUCAAGACGCGCCACCAGGUCGAGCACUGCGAGUGGGAUGAUCUGACGGGAAACAGGAAGAUCAAAGUUAUCAAUAUCGGUACCGGAGAGACUUUUGAGGACGUAGCGGAUGUCCUCAUAACUGCUCGAGGGCAGCUUAGCAACAUAUCAUGGCCGGACAUCCCCGGGCUCGACAAGUUCCAGGGUAAGGUCAUGCAUUCAGGGGACUGGGAUACGAGCUAUGACCUCCGCAACAAGCGGAUCGGAAUUAUCGGCAACGGCUCAAGCGCCAUCCAGAUUAUCCCUAACCUGCAAAAGGUCGAGGGCACCCAGCUGACCUGCUUCAUGCGGUCACCAACCUGGAUCUCGUCUGCCUUUGGAGACGAUGCCAUGACUGAGCUAGGCCUGGAUCCCUCCGACACAACAUGUAAGCCGUCAACCAUCUCCCCCGAGCAGCGCCACAAGUUCGCCGCCGACCCCGACGCCCUCUUCAAGCUCCGCAAGGUCUUCGAAACCAGCGGCAACCUCAUCCACGACAGCACCAUCCGCGGUACAGCCAUGCAGCAAGAAUGCCAGGCAGCCUUCCACCAAGCAAUGCACGCCAAGCUGCAAACCCGCCCUGACCUCCUCUCCCUACUGAUUCCGUCCUUCGCGCCAGGCUGCCGACGCCUAACACCAGGAAAGGGCUUCCUCGAAGCCCUGCUCGAACCCAACGUCAACGUAGUCAGCAACACCAUCACCGAAAUCACCCACUCCGGCAUAACCACCACUAAUCCCACUCCCACCACCACCACUACUAACACCACUACCACACCCCCCACCGCCACCAAUACAACCACAACCCACCUCUUCGACACCCUAAUCUGCGCCACGGGCUUCACGCCCUCCACCUCCCCGCCCUUCCCCAUCCACGGCCGCAGCCACCUCCCCCUCUCCACGCGCUGGCACGCCCGCCCCGAAACCUACCUCUCCCUCGCCGUAGACGGCUUCCCCAACCUCUUCAUGCUCUUCGGCCCCAACUCAGCCAUCGGCAGCGGCAGCCUGACGACCAUGCUGGAGGCAUCUGUCGCGUAUGCAGUGCGCGCGGUGCGGAAAUUGCAGCGGGAGGAUUAUGUGAGCAUGGAGCCUGCGGCCGGGGCGGUGCGGGGGUUUAUGGGGUAUGUGGACGGGUAUUUUGCGAGGACGGUGUAUGUGGAUGGGUGUCGGAGUUGGUAUCGGAGGGGGGGGAAGGUGGUGGGGUUGUGGCCGGGGUCGACGCUGCAUGCGUUGGAGGCGUUGAGGGCGCCGAGGUGGGAGGAUUGGGUUUAUGAGAGUGUUGGGGGUGAUGGUGAUGAUGGGGUGGGGGGUGGGAAUGGGUUGGGGUGGCUUGGGAAUGGGAAUAGUGUGACGCAGACGAGUGGGGAUCCGUCGUGGUAUAUCAAUCCGGGGGAGGUGGAGGUGCCGGUGGAGGGGCGGCCGGAGGAGAAUGAGCGGUAUAAGGCGAGGCCGUGGUGCUAUUAG